GAAAGGCUCCCUUGGGCGCCCUUUCCUCCCUCGAUCCCUCCCAGAGCUGUUGACGGUGGCGGGGCUCACGCCCACUCUCCUGGCUGGCUAGACACCUUGCAGGGGCGGGCAAGGCUGGCGGCGGUGGCAAAAGGGGGGUCGCAACCCCUGCAGCCGGCGAGGGCGAGUGGCUGGACCCGCUCUGUCGCCCGGCUUGCGGAGGGAAACGAGGUUGAGAUCUGAAGGAGAGAGAAGCGCUGCGCUGCCGGCGGGGACGGGAAUUCAGACAUAUUCAUCAAAUUGGUUGUGAGACUGCUUUCUUGAAGAUUAUGGCAAAAUCUGGUGGGAAAGGAGUGAAUCUAAAGGACAAAUUGGAAGGCAAUGAGCUGGACUUGAGCUUGUGUGACCUCACUGAGGUGCCAACGAAAGAGCUGGCAGGACUUCCAAAGGCAACUAUUUUGGAUUUGUCCUGUAACAAUCUUACUACAUUACCAUCAGACUUCUGCAGUUUGACACACCUGGUGAAAUUAGACCUAAGUGAAAAUCAGCUCCACCAAUUACCUUCAAAUUUUGGUCGCCUGGUCAACUUACAGCACUUAGACCUGCUGAAUAAUCGAUUGGUUACCUUGCCAGUCAGUUUUGCACAACUCAAGAACCUGAAGUGGCUGGACUUGAAGGAUAAUCCCCUAGACCCUACACUGGCUAAGGUAGCUGGAGAUUGCUUGGAUGAAAAGCAAUGUAAACAGGCUGCCCUAAGGGUACUGCAGCACAUGAGGGCCAUACAGUCCGAGCUGGAUCGUGAAAGGCAGCGAAAGCUGCAAGCAGAACGAGAGCUAGAAAAGAAACGUGAAGCAGAACGACGAAUAAGAGAAGCCCAAGAGAGGGAACUGCGUAAGCGGGAAAAAGCUGAAGAAAAAGAACGCCGGAGAAGGGAAUAUGAUGCCCUGAGAGCUGCCAAGCAAGAGAGGACAACAGAACCAAGGAAAGACACUGAGCCCUCUGUUUCCCAUCCAUCGCGUCCAAACCAGCCCAAACGCUCCUGGUCCGGAGUCUUGCUGAAGAUGCUGUUACUCCUGCUGCUGGGCGCCCUGAGUACUUUGGCUGUUUGCAGGGUUACAGAGCUGCAGCACCAGCCUAUAUGCCUGAGUGUGAACACCUUCUAUGAUGAUAUGUUAACCCUUCUGCAAAGUCGUGAAAUCCUUCAGAAUAUACUGCAGCCAAAUUCACAGCAGUAAUGUCUUAGCCCUGAGGGGACUCUUCCCUUGUCAGUAUCUCUUGCUGUUUUCGCAUCAGCACAGCUAGGAUUCCUAUGGAAUUGAGCUCGGGUAAAAAUUGCUUACAGUCAUUCAGCACUGGUUCAGUGGCCUACUAUAGAAAGAAUCAAGUCCCUGCAUUUGUCAUCUUUACGUCUCCCAUGUACAGUUUCUGUGGUAAACUAGAACUUAUCAUUUCCUUCCUCUAUAUCUGAGCUCUUUCUAGACUGUAGAAAGUAUAAGGAGAGCCCAUAUCCUUAACAGCAGCUAUUUGCAACACCUACUGUUCUGGGGAACAGAUUCUAUGUUAGGAUGGCCAAGGUAACCAUGCAGUGGAGGGUAAAAUUGAUGCUGCUGUGGUGAACAUUACAUAUAUAAUUUCUUCAGCAGUUUGCUGGUCUUGUAGGCAGAAAUGUGUUUUACUUGCUGCAGCUAUUGGCUAAACCACACUGCUGGGCAAAUAGAAAUUAAUAUAAAAAUCUACAUCUACCAAAACUUGUUCUGUCUCUGUACCUCCCUCUCUG
Pogona vitticeps (central bearded dragon) is the source of this 1756-nucleotide messenger RNA. The record is from RefSeq and is a predicted model, not a curated record. Lineage: Eukaryota; Metazoa; Chordata; Lepidosauria; Squamata; Agamidae.